Drosophila willistoni is the source of this 5045-nucleotide messenger RNA. RefSeq names its product mushroom body large-type Kenyon cell-specific protein 1 (gene Eip93F). The record is from RefSeq and is a predicted model, not a curated record. Gene Ontology annotation, biological process: regulation of transcription by RNA polymerase II. Lineage: Eukaryota; Metazoa; Arthropoda; Insecta; Diptera; Drosophilidae. Gene Ontology annotation, cellular component: nucleus. Bases 265 to 4014 code for a protein of 1249 amino acids. Gene Ontology annotation, molecular function: DNA binding. The transcript has 5 exons.
UCACCAACAGCAACAGAAAAAUUACCGCAGCAGCAGCAGCAACAUCAACGCCAGCAGCAACAUCCCAAGCCACUCCACUCGACUCCUCCGCCAACAACUCUUACUCUUUUUUUACUUUACAUAGUCCAGCAGCGCAGUCGCGACCAGCAGCAGCAGCAGCAGCGCAGCAUACGUAAGCUGCAACGGCAGCCGCCGCAUGGUGGCAGCAUCAACAUCAAUUUCGCUUUUGGGCAAAAAUAAUUUAAGAAAAAUAUAUGUGAUGCUAUGCACAUCAGCAGCUAUGAAUUAUGCUUAGAACGCGUUGCUGAAGAAUUUAUGGGUCGCAGGAAAUGGAAACAUUAUCAGGAACAACUGACGCGCAUCCAACUAAAUAUCGCAGAGCAACAGCCCAUAUUAAUAGGCCCAGAGGACGAGCAAUACAGCAGCAACAACAGCAACAGCAGCAGCAACAACAACAACAACAACAACGGCAACGACAACCACUGUAAGACACAGAACCACCGUCUAAAUAAGCCCAACGUUCUACAACAACAUUUAAAUAAAACGCUGCAAUUGCUAACAGAAGAUUUUGAGAAUAACUACACAUCACAAGAUUCGAGUGCAACAUCACCAUCACGUACACGUACACCAUCACCACCGCCAGAGCCCAACGAUUGGAUACCGUCUGAAAAGUGCAAUUUUUGUGUUAACGGUCGCUUGUUAACGGUGAACGCCAUAGGCGAAUUAGUGGCCGAAACGGCGCCCACAUUAGCCAUACAACACAACGGCAACAUAGUGCAUCAGCACGACAGUGACAGCGAUUCGAGCGCAUCACUGCAUAUCAGCAGCAGCAAAAGUUAUAAUAACAGCAACAACAACAAGUCUGGAGGGCGCAACAUUGCCGCAGCAGCAACAGCAGCAUCAUCGGCGGCAAGUGCAACAAAUUCUCAAGAACUUUAUAAGCUGCUAACCCAACAGGCUGUCAAAAUGACAUCAAUGGACUCAAUGGCCGCCCAAUUGGCACUGUUGGCCGAUUUCAGUCUGAUCAAUUCAUUGGCAGUGAAUCAACAGCAUGUUAACUCGGUAACGCCAACUACCUCAGAAGAUAUUUCUGCCGUUGCAAUUAGUCCCACACUCAAAGAUACGCCCAGUCCCAGUGUAGAUGCUCCGCUGGAUCUUAGUAGCAAACCAUCGCCGAACUCAUCAAUUAGUGGCGAUAUAAAGUCAACCAGAGCCCUUUCCGAUUGUGCGACACCACUUUCAUCGGCCAGACGGACUUACAGCGAAGAGGAUCUGAAUAGAGCGCUGCAAGAUGUUUUGGCCAACAAAUUGGGUACUCGUAAGGCGGCAAGCCAAUACCAUGUGCCGCGUUCCACACUCCGAAAUAAGCUCUAUAAGAUUACAUUGGAUGCCAAACGUCUGAAUGCCCGAACACCGCCAGAAUUGCUGCGCCUGCAGCAAGAGCUUGAGUUCGAUGAACCAGACGAUUCGGGAGAUGAUGAUGCCGAUGGGGAUGAGCAUGAGAUGGAACGGGAGAGCAAUGCAUCGACGCCGCAUCAACAGCACUAUCAGGACUUGGCCCAGCGUAUUGCGGCCACUGCCCAAUUGAGUAAACUUAGCGUCAUGUCCGAGCACAAUGGCAGCGAUAUGGGUGAUGAUCUGGAAUCGAGAUCUGCUAAUAUUUCGCCAAAACUGCCAAGGGGUCACGUAUCAUCGUCGGGAGCUGCAACAGCGGCAGCAACGGCUGCUGCCUCUGGUCUGCCCAUGCCCAUCGAUCCCAAUGUCCUGCUGCAUACACUUAUGUUGGCCGCUGGAAUUGGUGCAAUGCCCAAAUUGGAUGAGACGCAGACAUUGGGGGAUUUGAUUAAAACGCUUGUGGUUGCCAAUAAUGGUAGCAUUAUCAAUGAGACUUUGGCCAAUUUAAUGACUGCCAAUCAUGAGGUAGGCAAUGGCAAUGCCAGUGCGAAUACAGCAUUGCUCCUGCAACAACAGCAACAACAUCAGCAGCAGCAGCAGCAACAGCAACAGCAACAACAUAUGAACGCAGCAUCCGUUUUUCGGCAUCGUUUACCAAAGUCUGAAACACCCGAGACUAGCUCCUCGUUGGAUACCAAUGAGACUGUCGAGGAUUCCAUACUGAAGAUUCCGUCCUUUAAGAUCAGCGGCCCGGCCAGUAUCUCGCCAAGCAUUCCCAGCAGCAAUAUCAUUAACAAUAACAACAACAACAUUAACAAUAAUUCCAAUUGUAGCAGCAAUCGCAAUGGCAGCGGCAGUGGCUCACCCAUGCUAGCAGCCGCAGUGGCCAACACAAAUUACUCGGGCAACUCGUUACUGUCGCCGUCACCCACAUCCAUACAAAAGAUGAUGGCCAGCAAUAUACAACGGCAAAUCAAUGAACAGAUCACUCCGGAUGUGGCAACAAGCUUACGCAACGGCAAUGCCGGCUCCAACGAUUGCAGCAGCAACAAUAAUGGCGGCAGUGGCAUCUCCUCCAGCGGCAGCAAUUACAAGAAGCCAAGCAUAUCGGUGGCCAAAAUAAUUGGCGGCACAGACACCUCACAUUUUGGGGCUUCGCCCAAUCUGCUGGCCCAGCAUUCGCAUCAUUCCCAUCUGCCUGCUCAUCAUGCCGCUGCCCAUGCCCACCACCAGCAACAGCAGCAGCAGCAACUGAGUGCAGCGGAAGCCGCCGCAUUAGCGGCUGGCAAGGGGACACGUCCGAAACGUGGCAAAUACAGAAACUAUGAUCGCGACAGCCUAGUGGAGGCAGUCAAGGCUGUGCAACGGGGUGAAAUGUCGGUGCAUCGGGCGGGCAGCUACUACGGUGUGCCGCACUCCACAUUGGAGUACAAAGUCAAAGAGCGGCACUUGAUGAGGCCGCGCAAACGAGAGCCCAAGCCGCAACCGGAUCUUGAUGGUCUGACCGGCAGGGCGGGAGCCAGCAAACUGAGUGCACUCAGUCAGCUGGAGAAGCUUAAGGCGGGCACCAACAGUUCCAGUCAGGCCAAUUCCAAGCUGAGUAAUGCCCUCAAGAACAACAGCCAGGCAGCGGCGGCGGCGGCAGCAGUUGCGGCCGCAGCAGCAGCACCCAAUGGUCUCAAGUUGCCCCUGUUCGAUGGCGGCGCGCCGUUGUCCUUCCAGCCGAAUAUGUUCUGGACCCAGCCGAAUGCGGCGGCCAACUAUGGCCUGGACUUUAAUCGCAUGGCCAGCGCUGCUGCUGCCGCGGCCAAUGCCAAUCAUCAUGGCCAUGGCGGAGUGCCGCCCAUGAAGAGCGCCCUGGAGAUUGCCGAGAAUAUGUACGAUGGCAUUAUACGUCAGACCCUGCAGAAUGAUGCCAAGAAUCAAGGCAAUGGCCAUGGUCAUGGUAAUGCCCUGCUCGAUCAGCUUCUGGUGAAGAAGACUCCCCUGCCGUUUACCAAUAAUCGUAGCAAUGAUUAUGCCUCCAUCUGCCCGCCAGUCAGUACCGAGAGCAUUAAACGCUCGGCCAGUCCAAUGGGCUCGUAUGCGGAUAUUAAGCGGGAGCGUCUCAGUGGUGAAAGUGGUAGUAGUAGCGAUGAGGAACUAAAUGAUCAUCAUUCCCACAAUAACAACAACAACAAUAACAAUAGCGAUUUAGCUCACAAUAAAAACAAGAGCAACAAUGGCACCACUAACAACAACAACAACAAUAAUAAUGGCAACGGACGCAGCCGAAUGACCUCAAGGGACUCGGAAACGGAUGUGAGUAGUCUAAAGAGCGAACAAUCGCACAGUUCGGCCCAAAAGCAUAGCCACCACAAUAAUAACAAAAUGAUGGAUCUCAAUGGCCAAUGCCACAGCGGUGGACACAUUAAAUGUGAAUCACCGCCAAGUCCCAGUCCAGCAACAGCAGCAGCAGCCGCAACAGCAGCAACAAUUGGACCCAACAGCAGCGGCAGCAGCAGCAGCAGUAGCAGCAGCAGCCGCCAUAGCAGCGGGUCCAUUCUGCAUGAGAAACUUGCCCAAAUCAAGGCCGAACAACAGCAACAUGAGCAGCAACAGGCCGAGGAGCAAUUAUAGGAGCAACAGGUGGCAGCCUCAACAUUUGCCCCAUGGCCACCAUUGGCCACAUACUACUACAGCUUCUAAAAAAAAAAAGCAGAACGGAUAGAUGCAACCAACCAAUAAAAACAAACAAAAACAACAACCAAAAUUGCAAACAGAUAAGCAAGUUUUUCAAUGAAAAACAAAACAUAAACAUAAACAAAAAAACACAUUAAACGUUAGUUAAAUAUGUGCGCUCAUAGUUAGAGACGCCAACUAGCUCUUAUUGUUAGUUAAGAUAUAAGAAACAAGAUGCAACAUGCAACCAGAGAAAGAGAAACACAUACAUACCUACACAUAUAAAAAGUAUUUCAAAACUUGAAAUGUGUAUAUGUAUUUUGUUUCAUUUUGACAAUCGACUAAUAGGCAUUCUCCUGUACAAACUUUCUUAACACACAAAACACUCACAACAACACAAAACACAAACAAAUCUUAAACCAAAUGGGCUAGUUCUUAAUUCUGUUAACAAAAUUGUUGGAAUCCUUUUUUUAAUCUCCACUUGGUAAGAACAACUUCAAUCUAAAACAAAUUGGCGAUGAACAACUUUUUAUAUUCUCAUAGACUUUACCAAUAUGAAAAUUAUCAAAAAUUUUAAUCAACAACAUCCGAUUGGAAUCACAAUUCAAGUAUUUAUAUGUGAAACUCUUGAAAAGUCUCUUUCGUUUAUAUAAUUUAAAGAUUUUCUACAGAAUACCUAUACAUUUUAUAAAGAGUUAGAACAAUAUCAAAAAGCGUAAAGUAUAUGAAAAUUUCGGCCAAGUCGAUUUAUGUUCAUGGCCCAUUUGUUUUUUGUUUGACCCAAGUGACAAUGUUGAAUUGCUAACGGAAUUCAGAACGAACCCAAAGGAAAACAAAAUGAGAAACAACAACAAAAUAAACAACAACAAAAAAAACACCAAACCAUACAACAACAAUGAUAAACAACUAAAAGACCUUAAGACCAAAACAGAGCAAAGUAAAACAUUUAUAAUUUUGCAUUUUAUAUUUUCGAAAAUAAAAAAAAUAUA